AUGCCGGUGCAAAAGCCGCAGCCAAAGAGCUUGAAUUCCUCUCUAAGCGCGCCUGCAAUCGGAAAGAAUGAGAGCAUGAAUAUGCGUUCGACCACGGGCUCCUUGCCAACAAUCCCGUCCGUGGCAUUGUACGCCACGCCGUCCUACAGCUCGCUGUAUUCAGAACCGGAGGAUCUAGAACCAGGUCCUGGCACCUACGAGAUACCGCAUACCUUCGGACGUCAGCAGCUGUCGCAUCGCUUCUCCGAGCCAUCCGCGCCAUUGAUUGCGAAGCACGGCAAGGCGUGGUCAAAGACGAUGAUCACCAAGGACCACCUGAUGGCCAUGAUGGCACGUGACUCCCCAGCACCAGGCACUUACAUGCCACGAUUAGGAAACUCAGAAGCUCGAGUUCGAUUCGGCACCGGGCAGAGGGCUGAGCUGUGCGACACCCACUUUCGUGCGCCUGGUCCUGUCUACGAAGUUCGUGGGUCCCCUGACAAUCCGCCGCACCACAUCCGGUUUACGAAGGCGAAUCGCUUUGCCGCGGAUGAUAGAAGUCUGGCAGAUUCCCUGGGCUCGACUGGCCCUGGGCAGUACGAGGUGAAGGGUUGCAUCGAUCCAACGCGACAAGCAAGGUCGUUUGGUGCUUCACACCGGGCAUACGACAAAGUAAGGUUCCCAGGAUCCGAAAAAGAGGGGCAGGGGCGCUCGUCUCCUGGCCCCGGCCCUCCUCUGCCGUCAAGGUCCGGCAAAACAGUGUCAUUUUCAAGGGCUCAGCGCCUGCCGGGAGAGCGGGGUGACCGAGCUCCGGGCCCAGGCGCCUAUGAAGUCCACGACAAGCCUAAUCCAGACAUGAAGACACAGAGUGUUUUCUCGUUUGGCAGACCCAGUGCUCGCAGCCGCAUGGAUUUCCGCACCAUGAAGAUGCUGCAGAGUAGUUCUCUUUGGGGGAUUAACUGA
Molecule: messenger RNA, 942 nt
Organism: Symbiodinium natans
Lineage: Eukaryota; Dinophyceae; Suessiales; Symbiodiniaceae
Source: the annotation of a GenBank genome assembly